AUGUUAAAAGACUUGAGAGCAUUGCGCCGUUGUUACACGUAUUUUUCUCCAACGAAAGGCUUCAGAAUGUCAUCCUCUUUGUCGGCUACUUUACCAGCGGUUUUGGAGAAAAGGAGACCACAGCAAAGUCCCGAAACUGACUACUCCACCUUAUCUAAUUACAAAGCCUUCCAGGUUAAACACUCGAGUUUGAACCUAGAAGUUUCGUUUGAAAAACAGAUUGUUAGUGGUACAGUGCAUUACAACUUGCAAAGUGUAGCUAAUGCAUCUCAAAUCCUGCUUGAUACUUCAUUUUUGGAAGUUUUCAAUGUAAGCAUUGAUGGCACUGCUGUCGACUUUAAAGUGGAGCCCAGAAAGGAACCGCUGGGAUCACGUUUGGUGGUAAGCUCAGCAGAUAAUACAUUGCCCGGCAAUUUCGAGCUUUCUUGUAGCUUCGCGACCACUGAAAAAUGUACUGCUUUGCAAUGGCUUCAAGGUCAUCAGACAUCUGGUAAACCAUACGUGUUUUCACAACUAGAAGCUAUCCAUGCGCGUUCCUUGUUUCCUUGUUUUGACACACCAUCGGUCAAAUCCACGUUUACAGCCAACAUUACGUCUCCAUUGCCAACGGUAUUUUCAGGCAUCCUGACAACUCAAAAAAAGACGUCUUCAGAACUGGAAACAUAUCAAUUUAAACAAAACAUCCCAAUUCCAGCUUAUCUAAUUGGAAUUGCUUCUGGAGACCUACAAGCGGCAGACGUCGGGCCCCGCUCAAAAGUUUACACGGAACCGUUUAGGCUUCAAGACGCACAAUGGGAGUUUGACGGAGACGUGGAAAAGUUUAUACAAGCAGCAGAGAAAAUCAUCUUUCCUUAUGAGUGGGGUACUUACGAUAUUUUGGUUAAUCCUAACUCGUACCCUUACGGUGGCAUGGAGUCUCCCAACAUGACUUUCGCGACACCUACAUUGAUUGCCCACGACAAGAGCAACGUUGAUGUGAUCGCACACGAGCUUGCUCAUUCGUGGUCCGGUAAUUUGGUUACCAAUUGUUCUUGGGACCAUUUUUGGCUCAACGAAGGCUGGACGGUCUACUUGGAAAGGAGAAUAAUGGGUGCCAUACAUGGCGAACCCGCCAGACAUUUUAGUGCGUUGAUCGGCUGGAACGAUCUUGCCAACUCGAUUGAUAGCAUGAAAAACCCGGAACGUUUCUCCACCCUCGUGCAAAACCUUAAGGACGGCACUGACCCUGACGAAGCGUUCUCUAGUGUACCCUAUGAGAAGGGCUCUACAUUUUUGCUUUACCUAGAGACGCUUUUGGGUGGGAAACAAGCUUUUGACCCUUUUAUCAAACAUUAUUUCACAAAAUAUCAACGCCAGUCCUUGGACACCUGGCAAUUCCUGGAUACUUUGUUCGAAUUUUACGCUGACAAGAGAAAGCCUUUGGAAACCGUUGAUUGGGAAAGAUGGUUCUUUACUCCAGGUCUACCGCCAAAGCCCGAACUCAUCACCACUUUGGCCGAUAAUGUUUUCGCAUUAGCCGAAAGAUGGAUUCUCAAAGCACAGGCCAGUCACAACAAGAAAGACUUUGAAGAAUCUUUUGCAGCAGACGAUAUCAAACAAUUCAAUUCCAACCAGAUUGUUUUGCUGCUUGAUACACUUGUCCAGGGUGUUCCUGGAACAAAAGCGCGUCCAACUUUAGCCUUCAACUGGUCCGAAAACCAAACCGCUGCGCAUGCCUUGUUGGACAUCUACUUUGACCGGACCGUAAAAUCGGGCAACGCAGAAGUUGUCUUCCGCACGUUCCGCUUCCAAAUCACCGCAAAAAUAACCGAGUCUUACGAGAAGCUGGCCCGCUGGCUAGCAACCGUUGGUCGUAUGAAGUUUGUGCGUCCAGGCUACCGGUUGCUCAACAGUGUCGACCGGAAUCUCGCUGUGAGCACUUUUGAAAAACUGAAAGACAUGUACCAUCCAAUUUGCAGAGCCCUUGUGAAGCAAGACCUAAACCUGUAG
This is a messenger RNA of Lachancea sp. 'fantastica', 1989 nucleotides long. The record is from the annotation of a GenBank genome assembly. Lineage: Eukaryota; Fungi; Ascomycota; Saccharomycetes; Saccharomycetales; Saccharomycetaceae.